AUGUCCCUCUCUCAAAAAUCGACUGCUAACAUGGCCGACGUCGCACAGGGUGUGGCCAAUGUUGUCCAGGAUGAAGUCGAUGUUGACGUCGUCGAAAAUGAGGCCGCACUUCUCACCCCGCUGAAAAAAGGGUGCGUGAAACGUUCCCGCCAAAAAUUCUUGAAAUCCCAUCUUGAAGAAUACAAGACUGUGCUACUCGUCUCUCACGAAAAGGCCACCUCCUUCCUCGACGGCAUCGUUAAUCUAUGGUUUUCGAUGUAUCACUGGUCAAUCCCAGUCACCCAGGAAGAGUUGCCGACAUCACUGCCUUUCCCUACCGGCACCGACGGUUUCGAGAUAUUGACCAAGAAGCAAGCAACCUUGAAAGGGAAGGUGAUCGAGCGUAUGAGAAAGUCAUUGUACAAUUGGUUCGACCAUCGCUCUAAAAAGAUGAAGACCUUGAAGUGGUCGAAGAGUACCAAAGACCCCUUGUCUAUUUUAGUCAACCACCUCCUGGGUUAUGCAGGCCCAGCCAAGCUCCGCACUGGCUGGGAAAUGUGGGGCACGGCCAACUACGAGUCCCUCAGGGAACCCUUCAAAGAGCCGUUUAGAGAGAGCGGCAAACCUGAAAAACACUGCGCGACUUUUCGGAACUCAUUCAAGAAGAAGGAAUUUCACAAACUGAGUGAAGAAGAACAGAAGCAGUGGGCCGAUGAUGCCAUCGAGGCCCACAACACGGCGAAGAAGGCCUGGGAAGGCGAUAAAGAGAUGAGCCCUGCUGAGGCACAAAGAAGCAUUCGAUGGUCUCACAAAUCUUUUGGGACCGUUGCUGGAAAGGAUUGGACAAGCACUCAACAUGCAUGUUUCGGUGUUUGUGGGUGGCCCAGAGCCAAGGUUGGGGGGGAACAUCAAUGUGAUAAGUGUUCAUCACAGCGUCAACAAGGCACCCUCACCGCAGGUUUGGCCUUACGCCGAUAA
Messenger RNA from Laccaria bicolor S238N-H82, 957 nucleotides. RefSeq lists its product as uncharacterized. Lineage: Eukaryota; Fungi; Basidiomycota; Agaricomycetes; Agaricales; Hydnangiaceae. The record is from RefSeq and is a predicted model, not a curated record. The transcript has 5 exons. The coding region runs from base 1 to 957 and encodes 318 amino acids.